Durusdinium trenchii is the source of this 909-nucleotide messenger RNA. The record is from the annotation of a GenBank genome assembly. NCBI's taxonomy places the organism in Eukaryota, Dinophyceae, Suessiales, Symbiodiniaceae.
UGCGUUCUUCAAUCAUUGCAUCUUUGUUGCUUGUUAGCGCUUCAGCCAUACCUGUGUCAGUUUUGCUUUGCCUUCCAGUCCUGGUCCAAGACAGAGUCCCGCCUCCUUCCUUUUCGUGAUUCUUAGCCAUAGCUGCAGCUUUUCCAGUAUGGCAUCGGCUGACCAAGUGAAGACUGGAGUGAAGCGAGCAGCGGCCUCGAUGAAUGUCUUGGAGUCCUACCACGACGGUGUGUCUUUUGUAGCCUCUGCCAUUGAGGCAGAGUGGAAGCGUCAGAAGGCAUUGUUCGAAAGCAACGGCUCCGUUUCUCCUGGAGGUGUCGCUACCAGGGCGCUGGCCACGCGAGGCCCAGCGGGCUACACAUCAGACCUCAAGAGCUUGCUCCUCACCCAAAUGGUUCACCGUAACAAGAUGUUGCUCGAGAGCAACGGGGAAUUGGUAGAGCAGCUUCAUGCGUUGACCAAGGAGCAUAUGGCCCUCCAGUUCGAGUAUGACAAGGUUUUGGACAAUGCCCACGCCCGGUUGGACGCUUUAGAGGUCUCGGGAGUCAUCCAGCUGGCUCAAGAGCAGGUAGACAAGGAGUGGGAGGUUCUCAGGCCAGAUGACUGGGACGAGAAGCACCCAGACACGCUGCCCGAACGUCCUGUGAGUGCUGGUAAUGGUAAUCGCAACCAGGAUGAAAGCGCAAUGCGCAAUUCGAACUCUGUCGAUGCUUCCGGUCCUCGUUCAGGUGCAUCUGACACCGUUGGCAGGGACAAGGAUGCAGCCACGACUUCUUUAGAACGCUAAACUCAACUAGCAGUUUGGCUUGGGGAUAGGAUCAGGCCCUGGCGCAGGCCUAUGGAUUUAAAGAUUGAAGACUCACAGCGCUAGUGAAAUCUGUAGAAUGUAGAAUAGUGCAACAACUUUCC